GCCGCACCGGGGAGGGGGGCCCGGGGCCGGCCUUCCCUGUUCCGGCUUUCCCGGGGACCCUGUGCUGCUCUCGGAGAGGAGACCGCGUCCUGGCCCGUGAGAAGGGACCCGCGGCCGCUGCCGAGGCCCUGCGGUGCGGACGGGGGGGAGUUAAGGCCGGCGCUGGGAGCUGCGAUCCCCCGCACCAGGCCUGGUCCCGGACUGGGUCCUUGCACCCCUGUGCCGGAGGCGAGCCGCGCACAGAGCCCAGCCUGGGCUCCCCGUGACCUGCAGCCACAGCCAUGGGAUUGUUUGACAAGCUGGCAGGGUGGCUUGGCCUGAAGAAGAAGGAGGUUCACGUCUUGUGCCUUGGCUUGGACAACAGCGGCAAAACGACGAUCAUCAAUAAACUUAAACCUUCAAAUGCUCAAACUCAGGACAUCGUUCCAACAAUAGGAUUCAGUAUAGAGAAAUUCAAAACUUCAAGUUUGUCUUUCACAGUGUUUGAUAUGUCAGGUCAAGGGAAAUACAGAGACCUCUGGGAACACUACUACAAAGAAGGCCAAGCCAUUAUUUUUGUCAUUGAUAGCAGUGACAAAUUAAGAAUGGUUGUGGCCAAAGAAGAACUUGACACCCUUCUGAAUCAUCCAGACAUCAAGCACCGCCGGCUGCCUAUUCUCUUCUUUGCUAACAAGAUGGACCUCAGGGAUGCAGUGUCAUCUGUGAAAGUGUCUCAGCUGCUGUCCUUAGAAAACAUCAAAGACAAGCCCUGGCAUAUCUGUGCCAGUGAUGCUCUUAAAGGAGAAGGAUUACAAGAAGGUGUGGAUUGGCUUCAAGGUCAGAUGCAAGCAAUGAAGACAUGAGAGAUAAAUAAAGGAUCUAUGGGGUUCUUUUACACCUUUUGUCAGUAGGUGAAGAACAAGUUCCUUGGAAAGGAAGAAUGCUUUGAAGAAGAUGAACAGUUCAGCUAAAAUAUCCUGUAUUGACUUGUUUGAGUUUAGUUUCUCUUCCACAAAAACUGAAUGUAGGCAGCCUAGCACCUCAGGUAUGCACAUUGAUGAAUUAAAUUGAAUCUUGUGACUGGAGAGCAUAUACAAAAAAAUAUUUGUGUUAACAAUAAACAUCUGCAUUCAUUUGAGGUUUAGGUGAUAAUUAGCCAUCAGUAAAUGCCCCUGUUUUUUGGGGGGACAUGUUUUGAGCAAAUGGGAAUAUUUAUUUUCUAGAGAAAGAGUAAUCAGCACUUCCUGAAAUCCAUCUGCAUAAGAUACCUACUGAUUUUAGAUGCCCAGUUUUAGGCAUUACUGGCAUUUUUUUUAUAUUGAAGUUUGAUGUUGGGUUUUUAUUAUCCAUCUCUAAUAUACUUCUAUAAGAGUAUUUUGAUUAAAGAUAUAAGGAUUCAAGUGUUCAGUAUAUUUGUUAUAGAUGAUUGCAGAUGUUUUUAAGAAAUUGCUUUUAAUGAAAUAUUACUACUUGGUUUUUUUUGUGAUUAUACCAUGGUUAUAUUUGCAUUCCCAUCAAUAAAACUUCAAAUAUAUGACAUGCCCUGAUUGGGUUUUUUAACUUCAAUAUGCUCAUUAAUGGUCUUUACAUCCUAGAGAUUUCUGGUUUUCUAUUAAUUUCAUUUGGAAUUUGUUUAUCCAUAUUCAAGUGGAUAUAGCACUGUAUAUGUAAUAAAAUGGUAUCUCUGUUGCCAAGGGGUUUUUUUUAUUAAUUGCAUAUAUUUUUUACACUACCUAAUCCACUAGACUUCUCUUCCAGAUACUUGAGGAGCAUGUGAAUCACAGGAUGGGUUACACUGGAAGGGCCCAACCUCCCUGCUCAGGCAGGACCAUCCAGAGCACGUGGCACAGGAUUGCAUCCAGGUGGCUCUGGAAUAUCCCCAGUGAGGGGGACUCCACAGCCUCUCUGGACAGUCUGUUCCCAUGCAUGGUCACUGCACAGGAGAGCUCUUCUCAUGUCCAGGUGGAACUUCAUGUUGUCAUGUCAUGUCAGAAACACAGUUAAGGGACAGCUCACUGGUUUACUAGAUCGUUAUUAUGAAAUGUGUUAUAUACUUCUCUUGUGUAUAAAGACUGUUUUACUUCCAAAAAUAAAUUUAAUAAACUUUCUGGCUCCAAAGUGUA
Messenger RNA from Melospiza melodia melodia, 2102 nucleotides. It is a transcript of the gene ARL6, whose product is annotated as ADP ribosylation factor like GTPase 6. The record is from RefSeq and is a predicted model, not a curated record. The transcript is spliced from 8 exons. Gene Ontology annotation, biological process: protein localization to cilium; intracellular protein transport; cilium assembly. Gene Ontology annotation, molecular function: GTPase activity; GTP binding. Lineage: Eukaryota; Metazoa; Chordata; Aves; Passeriformes; Passerellidae. Bases 282 to 842 code for a protein of 186 amino acids. Gene Ontology annotation, cellular component: axoneme; cytoplasm.